CUCUGCGCCUCUGCUUUGCAUACGCCCGCCUGCUGGCGGCUGGGCUGCACUGGGCUCCGCGGCGUUUGCAGCCGGCCCGGCAGCCGCCAGGCUCAGUGCGGGGCGAGCGUGAUCCGGCGCUGGAGCCAGAGCCAGCGGCCCAGGGUCGGCGGAGUCUACGCCCUGUGCACCCGAGGACCGGCGUCCGGGCCUCGGCGCCCAUCCCGGCCAGGGAGCGGCCAGGCAGACACUUCUGAUUUCGGAUGAAAGGGGUGAGUCCGGGCGUGAGCCUCCCUCCUGGCCUGGCUCACCGAGCCUCUUGGCGCCCCAGCUCCGGCCCGGGCUCUGGAAAAUGACUUCACGCUCUCCCCGUUGCCAUCCGGCGGCGGCGGCGCGCUGGGGCAGCCCUGAGUGGUAACCUCGGGAGGCAGCGCCUGGGGCCGAGUGAGCCGAGGCGGGAAUCCCGCCUCUCGCCGGCCUCCUCCCCCGGCUCCCCGGCGGCCGCAGCAUGAAGUGGCGCAGCGAUGGCCAGGAGCGGUAAGAAGCCCGUGGUGCGCACGCUGGAGGACCUGACGCUGGACUCGGGUUAUGGUGGCGCCGCGGACUCGGUGCGCUCCUCCAGCUUGUCCCUGUGCUGCUCCGACUCGCACCCGGCGUCCCCGUAUGGCGGGAGCGGCUGGCCGCCCCUAGCCGACUCCAUGCACAGCCGGCACGACAGCUUUGACACCGUCAACACUGCCCUGGUGGAGGACUCCGAGGGGCUGGACUGCACCGGCCAGCACUGCCCGCGGCUGCUGCCGGACCUCGACGAGGUACCCUGGACGCUGCAGGAGCUCGAGGCGCUGCUGCUGCGCGCCCGUGACCCCCGCAUCUGCCUCCCGGCCCCCGGCGGGCUCCCCCGGGACGCGCUGGCCCGGCUGUCGGUGCUGGUGAGCCGCGCGCUCGUGCGCAUCGCCAAGGAGGCGCAGCGCCUGAGCCUGCGCUUCGCCAAGUGCACCAAGUACGAGAUCCAGAGCGCCAUGGAAAUCGUGCUGUCCUGGGGGCUGGCGGCGCACUGCUCCGCCGCCGCGCUGGCCGCGCUGUCACUCUACAACAUGAGUAGCGCGGGCGGCGACCGCCUGGGCCGCGGCAAGUCGGCGCGCUGCGGCCUCACCUUCUCCGUGGGCCGCGUGUACCGCUGGAUGGUGGACAGCCGCGUGGCGCUGCGCAUUCACGAGCACGCCGCCAUUUACCUGACGGCCUGCAUGGAGAGCCUGUUCCGGGACGUCUACGCGCGUGUCGUGGCCUCGGGGCUACCCCGGGGUUGUGGCGGCCCGGGCUCCGGUUCUAGCUGUGUUCCCGGCCCCGGCCCAAGCGCAGCGCCCUCUGCGGACGCGGAGCGCGAGGCGGCCGGAGGGGGCGCGGCGGGAGGGGGCGCUAGCAGCGCCCCCAGCAGCACAAGUGGGGGCAGCAGCUGCUGUGCCCCGCCGGCCCCGGCCACCGCCGCAGCCCAGCCGGCCGCCGCCGCCGCCAACCACGGCCACGCGCACCACGCGCUGCACGAGGCGCCACGGUUCACGCUGGAGACGCUGGAACACACGGUCAACAACGACUCGGAGAUCUGGGGGCUGCUGCAGCCCUACCAGCACCUCAUCUGCGGGAAGAACGCCAGCGGGGUGCUAAGCCUGCCCGACAGCCUGAACCUGCAUCGCGAGCCGCAGCGCACAGCCAAGCCGGGGGAGCUGCCCGUGUUCAGCCAGUCGGAGCUGCGGACCAUCGAGCAGUCCUUGCUGGCCACGCGCGUGGGCAGCAUUGCCGAGCUCAGUGACCUGGUUUCGCGCGCCAUGCACCACCUGCAGCCGCUGCACGCCACGCAGCACGGCAACGGCACCCCCCUGCACCGCCGGCAGGGCGCGCUCUACUGGGAGCCAGAGGCGCUGUACACGCUCUGCUACUUCAUGCACUGCCCGCAGAUGGAGUGGGAGAACCCCAACGUGGAGCCGUCCAAGGUCAGCCUGCAGGUGGAGAGGCCGUUCCUCGUGCUGCCGCCGCUGAUGGAGUGGAUACGGGUCGCCGUGGCGCACGCCGGCCACCGCCGCAGCUUCUCUAUGGACAGCGACGACGUCCGCCAGGCGGCCCGGCUGCUGCUGCCCGGCGUGGACUGCGAGCCGCGCCAGCUCAGGGCCGAUGACUGCUUCUGCGCCUCCCGGAAGCUGGACGCAGUGGCCAUCGAAGCCAAGUUCAAGCAGGACCUGGGCUUCCGGAUGCUGAACUGCGGGCGGACGGACCUGGUGAAGCAGGCAGUGUCCCUGCUGGGCCCGGACGGCAUCAACACCAUGAGUGAACAGGGCAUGACCCCCCUGAUGUACGCCUGCGUCCGUGGGGACGAGGCAAUGGUUCAGAUGCUGCUGGACGCCGGAGCUGACCUGAAUGUGGAGGUUGUCAGUGCUCCUCAUAAAUACCCGUCCGUCCACCCUGAGACCCGCCACUGGACGGCUCUGACUUUUGCCGUGGUGCACGGACAUAUUCCUGUAGUUCAGCUGCUCCUGGACGCCGGGGCCAAGGUGGAGGGCUCGGUGGAGCACGGUGAAGAAAACUACUCUGAGACGCCCCUGCAGCUGGCGGCCGCCGUGGGAAACUUUGAGCUGGUUAGCUUGCUGCUGGAGCGUGGUGCAGACCCCCUGAUAGGAACCAUGUACAGGAAUGGGAUUUCUACCACCCCGCAGGGGGACAUGAACUCGUUCAGCCAGGCUGCAGCCCACGGACACAGGAAUGUGUUCCGCAAACUGCUGGCUCAGCCAGAGAAGGAGAAGAGCGACAUCCUGUCCCUGGAGGAGAUUCUGGCCGAGGGCACUGACCUGGCAGACACUGCCCCGCCCGCCCUGUGUGCCAGCCGCAACAGCAAGGCCAAGCUGAGGGCCCUGAGGGAGGCCAUGUACCACAGCGCCGAGCACGGCUACGUGGAUGUCACCAUUGACAUCAGAAGCAUAGGCGUGCCCUGGACAUUGCACACGUGGCUGGAGUCCCUGCGGGUCGCCUUCCAGCAGCACCGCCGGCCGCUCAUCCAGUGCUUGCUCAAGGAGUUCAAGACCAUCCAGGAGGAGGAGUACACGGAGGAGCUCGUCACCCAGGGCCUGCCGCUCAUGUUUGAGAUCCUGAAAGCCAGCAAGAACGAGGUGAUCGGCCAGCAACUGUGUGUCAUCUUCACGCACUGCUAUGGGCCCUACCCCAUCCCCAAGCUGGCGGAGAUCAAGAGAAAGCAGACCUCGCGCUUGGACCCCCACUUCCUCAAUAACAAGGAGAUGUCUGACGUCACCUUCCUCGUGGAAGGGAGGCCGUUCUACGCGCACAAAGUGCUGCUGUUCACAGCCUCCCCAAGGUUCAAGGCCCUCCUGUCCAGCAAGCCGGCCAACGAUGGCACCUGUAUAGAGAUCGGCUACGUGAAGUACCCCAUCUUCCAGCUGGUCAUGCAGUACCUCUACUAUGGAGGCCCCGAGUCCCUGCUCAUCAAGAACAACGAGAUCAUGGAGCUGCUGUCCGCCGCCAAGUUCUUCCAGCUGGACGCCCUGCAGCGACACUGCGAGAUUAUCUGCGCCAAGAGCAUCAACACGGACAACUGCGUGGACAUCUACAACCACGCCAAGUUCCUCGGAGUCACGGAGCUCUCCGCCUACUGCGAAGGCUACUUCCUCAAAAACAUGAUGGUCCUCAUUGAAAACGAGGCGUUCAAGCAGCUCCUGUACGACAAAAACGGCGAGGGAGCGGGCCAGGAUGUGCUCCAGGACUUACAGAGGACGUUGGCCAUCAGGAUUCAGUCCAUCCACCUGUCGUCCUCCAAGGGCUCCGUGGUGUGAGCGUCCAGGGUGCGCAGGUGGCCCGGAGCCCAGCUGUCCCACCGCACUGGCUUCCCCGACACACACGAUCCCACCUGGCCUCUGCGGCUCGGCCACAGAGCGGCCUGCACUGCCUCAGCUGCCCUUGAAUCAGUGGGCUCGGCUCCCACACGCUCCUGUUGAAACUCGGGGCACAGAGCGGGGUGCAGCGCGUUCGGUACCUCCAGUCCACACGGGGCCUCCAAGCCAACUGCAGCCCUGGGGCCGCUGUCCCCAGAUGGAUUGAGGCCAGGAGGCUGUUCCAGCUCCUGGUUAAACGGCUGCGCCAAUCCGGAAGCAGUGUGUCGCAUGCCUGCGACCUCCGUGGCUGCCCUGAGCAGAGGUCAAACCUGGUAGCUCUUGGGUGAGGCUGUUAGGCAUAAUGAGGAAAUUAUUUGGCCAAUUUUUAGGGGUGGGAACUUUUUAAACUUGUUCAUACUAUAACAACAACAGGGCAGUCUUGUAGUUUAAAAUAUAUUUCUAAAAGCUUCACCGUUCAUUUCCAGCUGGACCGCGUCUCGGGAUCUGUGUUUCGAGGUUCUCCUCUUCUUUUCUAAUCAGUCAGCCGCAGGUCCACGCUGUGUAAACAUGCGGUCAGCAAGUGCUCGCUGACAGCCUGGACGAGGCGAGCGAACCAUGCCUUAGUGACCACCGUUACACAGAAGGGGUGCACUGCCAAACUCUCUCUAGUCCCGUAGCUGGGAACCAACUGCAUGCUAAUUGUGGUUUCGGGGUGAGGAUAGGACACCCCACAUAACAGAACACGCAUCCGCAUGAGCCAGAACCUGUAGGACGUUACGUUUGCGCUUCAUUUUUUUGCCAAGGUAAAAAAGUCCCAUCUGUGCUUGCCUGGAAGUCCACCUGGUGACAGUAGCAUAACCGUCUCUUCUCUAAUCACGAAUGAACCCGGGAUGCUUGUCAGAAACGCGUUCCUAGAUGAUGUUGGGGGGAGGGGGAGCACGCCUGAGUGUUACUCUUAGCUCAGAGUUUUUGCUGUAUCACAGAAGAUGUUAAUAGUUUGUUAUUAGCCAGAGAGUAUCAGGAUGUUAGACUAUUUUUCAAGAGGAGCCAUGUAUGAUAGAGGUACUUUGUGUAUUCUGGUAGUGUACAGUUAGGUCCUCUCUAACGGAAGUCCACACUGACAGGGACACGUGUGCCCGUCAUAUAUUAUAUACCUAUAUAUUAUAUAUAAGCUAAAGAGAUCGUGAAGUGCCACCGAAUCCCAGUCACUUCUGAGUUGCGGCCUUUCCUCUUGUUCACUUGAAGCCUAGACGCAUACAGUUUAAGUCUAGAGAAUGACUGGCCCUUUGGGGUGGCACAGUGUGGGUGGCAAACCCACUCCUAGCAUGCCCGUGGGGAGCUGAGCCGGACUCUGGGUUCUGAGGAGCUGCUGUCCACCUGUCCGCCUGUCCUCUGCGCCCUCCGUCAAGUCCUGCUCCAUGAGUGACCAUGGCCGUGGCAGCCACCUGUUCCCGGCACUGGCUCCUCUGUGACGCCGCCAUGGGCUUCGUUUCCCUGUGGUCGUCCACUCACUUCUCCGGCCCCACGGUCCCCCAAGGAAGGAGGACGCUGUCUUGCCCGAGGAGAGGACACCUCAGCUGUGGCUGUCCCCACCGCCGGCCGACUCUGUGAAUGUCUGGUGUGCGCUGGGGCCUCUGGGUUUUGGUUUGUACCUGGGCGACUCCCACUGGGGCCUCUGUCGCGGUUUGGUGUGCUUUCUCGGUCAUUAAAGAAGUGAUUUUCCCA
This is a messenger RNA of Cavia porcellus (domestic guinea pig), 5576 nucleotides long. RefSeq names its product ankyrin repeat and BTB domain containing 3 (gene Abtb3). Gene Ontology annotation, biological process: SMAD protein signal transduction. Bases 504 to 3812 code for a protein of 1102 amino acids. The transcript has 17 exons. Lineage: Eukaryota; Metazoa; Chordata; Mammalia; Rodentia; Caviidae. The record is from RefSeq and is a predicted model, not a curated record. Gene Ontology annotation, molecular function: protein heterodimerization activity.